Pollicipes pollicipes is the source of this 2884-nucleotide messenger RNA. Its product is annotated as cytosolic carboxypeptidase-like protein 5. Gene Ontology annotation, molecular function: metallocarboxypeptidase activity; zinc ion binding. The record is from RefSeq and is a predicted model, not a curated record. Gene Ontology annotation, biological process: protein deglutamylation; proteolysis. Bases 56 to 2884 code for a protein of 942 amino acids. NCBI's taxonomy places the organism in Eukaryota, Metazoa, Arthropoda, Thecostraca, Pollicipedomorpha, Pollicipedidae. The transcript has 17 exons.
AUGGAAGCGACUCAGCGACACACACCUGUACAAGGUGGAGGAGAGCAACUUCGUGAUGAGCUUCAAGUACUAUACGCUGGAAGACGCCCGCUGCACCACCUACUUCGCCUUCAGCUUCCCAUACUCCUACACCGAACUGCAGACUGAACUGAACGCUCGCGACCUGCAGUUCCGGCUGUCGCCACCUGUCGACAUCUACUAUCACCGCGAGUUGCUCACCUACACGCUAGAUGGCAGGCGGGUGGACCUGCUGACCAUAACGGCGGCGGACGGCGGCGAAGGCCGCGAGAUGCGGCUGCCUGGCCUGUUUCCGCUGGCUCUGAGCGAGCCGCGCGCCAUCCGAUUCCCCGGCCGUAAGGUGGUGCUGCUGUCGGCGCGCGUCCACCCGGGCGAGACGCCCUCCAGUCACGUGCUGAACGGCUGCCUGCGCUUCCUCCUGUCGGCGGACGCGCGCGCCGCCCGCCUCCGUCGGCUCUACGUGGUGAAGGUGGUGCCGAUGCUGAACCCGGACGGCGUGGCGCGCGGCCACUACCGCACCAACAUCCACGGCGCCAAUCUGAACCGGAUGUACGGCGACCCGACGCGCGCCCUCUACCCGGAGGUGCACGCCGCCAAGAGCGUGGCGCUGUACCACCACCUGGGACGCGUACCGGCCGAGUGCGAGGUGCUCGACUCGGAGCCGAGCGUGGCGGAGGUGGACGCGCGGUUUGUGCGGCCGCGCGAGCUGGCGGCCCCCGUGCCGCGGCCGCCCGAGCUGGAGGACGUGUCCAACGACGCCUCGUGCUUCUGCGGCGGCGACGACGAGAGCAGUCUGGGCAUGCCCGACCUGAGUCCGCUCAAGUCGCUGCUGCAGCUGACGCCACCCGCCUCGGCGGCCCCGGCGGCCGGCCGUCAGCAGUGGGCCGAGCCACGGCCGAGCGCCGGCUCCGACUCAGAGUCGCUGGUGUCGUCCGGCGAGACGGAGUCGUCGGCGGCCGGCGGCAGCGCCUCCACCGUGGACAGCGGCGAGACAACUGCCGUACCCAGCGACGGCGACUCCAACCUCUUCCUCUACGUCGACAUGCAUGGCCACGCCUCCAAGCGAGGCUGCUUCAUGUACGGCAAUCACUUCUCGUCGGAGGAGACGAUGCUGGAUUGCAUGCUGCUGCCGAAGCUGGUCUCGCUGAACUCGGCCAACUUCGACUUCCUCGCCUGCAACUUCACAGAGAAGAACAUGCACCACAAGGGCAAGAAGGACGGCCUCAGCAAGGAGGGCAGCGGCCGCGUGGCCAUCUACCGCUCCACCGGCCUGGUGCGCAGCUACACGCUCGAGUGCAACUACAACACGGGCCGCUUCUGCAACGUGCUGCCGCCGCUGCCGGGCGAGCGCGAGCCGCCGGCCGACCGGCCGCUCGUCUUCGAGCCCGUCCCCUACACGCCGGCACACUACGAACAGGUGGGCGAGGCGCUGAUGGUCUCCAUCCUGGACGUGACGGGCGACAACCCGCUCUCGCGGCUGGGCCGCUCCGAGUACCGGGACACGGCCGGCGUGCGCGCCUGGAUCAGAAGGUUCAUGCAGGUGACCAAGUUCGGCGAGAACAACAUCCUGUUCUCGCCGGAGAAGACGGCCCGCACCAUGAAGACGCUCACCAGCGAGCGGCAGCGGCGCACGUCGUGCCCGCCUGAGGAGCGCAGCCCGACGGCGGCGGCAGCAGCGGGGUCGCCGGCCGGGCCUCCGCAGCGUCGCCUGGCGCCGGCCGUCUCGCCCGGCCGCUGCGGCGACGCCCGAGACCGCCGCCGGCCCGCCCGCCGACUCAGGAAAGCCAAGAAGCUGUCGCCGGCCAAGGUGGAGGACCAGGAGAACGCCGCCGUGACACCCGCCCGCAAGCGGUCGGCCGACGCCGUGCUGGCGGCGGCGGCCGCGGCGACCAAGGCCGACGGAGAGCUCGCCCUGAACAAGGACACACAGCCGGACGUGGUGAGCCUGGCCGGACCCAGCCGUCUGCGGGUCAAGAGUCCCGUGCUGCAGCCCCGCUCCGGCUUCGGCCAGAUCGCCUCCCCCGGAAACACUCCGCCGGGCCUCACCCGCAAGCCGGCCGGUCGGCGCGCCCUCUCCGAGAAGCGCAAGGUGCUCAAGCCGACGCCGGUCAAGCUGGGCGAGAGCGCCGUGCUGGGGCGGGGCGCGCCCAAGCUCCGGCGCUCCGCCAGUCUCGUCAACGCCGGGCUGGCCGAGGCGCCGCGCCCAGAGUCCUCUGUCGUCGGCAACCUCAACCUCAUCCUGGGCGACAAGCACCAGGUGGCGGGCAUGGCGUGGGCCGACCAGCUGCCGGCUGCGUCCGGGCUGGCGAAGCCGGCGAAGCGCGCGCCGAAGCGGAGGAAGCGCGUGGCGAAGCCGGAGGAGGCGGCGGCACCGGUGCCGGAGGCGCUGCCGCCGUGCCGCAGUCUCGGCCACCUGAUCCAGCUGGUCAGCACGCCGCCCGUCAGUUUCUCCAACCUCUUCAUGGGCUCGGCCAGCACCGGCGAACUCGAGUCCACGGCCUGCACCGUCGGCUACGACGAGUCGGCCACGCUGCCGGACGAGCUGCCGCCGGGCCGGCUCGAGAGCUGUGGCAGCUCGCCGCUCAGCUUCGCCGGCGCGCUCAGCAGCCUGGCGGCCGAGAAGACCGCCAGACAGCCGCGCAAGAAGCUGGCCCGCAGGGCCUCGGCUCCCGCCUGUCGCGCCGACCAACUCACUGCCAUCGAGCUACUGACGUCACCCACGCUGGUCAGUGACGUCACCGCCGCCAUGGAGACGAUGCGGCCCAAGAAGAAGCACGCCAAGCUGGCCAAGCGGCCCGGGCUGGAGCGCGGCCGGCUGGCGCUGCAGCAGGUCAAGAAGCGUAAGAAGAUGAAGGAGAAGGUGUGA